AUGACGAUAACGUCGCAGUUGCUGGGCGCGUCCGGUCGCCACCUUAGCAAGCGCUACACCAUCAACCCGCUGGGAUACAAGUGGCCGCACCGAAACAUCACGUACAGGUUGGAGUCGUUUCCCGACACGCUGAGCGCCGACGCCACCAGGAAGGCAUUCGGCUUGGCUUUCUCCAUAUGGAGCGACGUGUCCCCGCUCAGCUUCACCGAAGUCCACAACCGCACAGCCGACAUUACCGUCGGUUUCUACGCGUCCAACCACUCGGACUGCUGGUCGUCGCCUCUGCACCCGUGUUUCGACGGCGCCAACGGCGAGUUGGCGCACGCUUUCCUUCCGCCGCGCGGUGAGAUCCACUUGGACAAGCACGAGUUCUGGAUCGUCGGGAGGUCCAGGUUCAGCUGGAGACACGGCGUGUGGCUGAACGACCUGGUGCAGGUGGCCGCGCACGAGAUCGGCCACGCGCUGGGCCUGUGGCACUCGGCCGACCCGCGCGCCCUCAUGCACCCGAACGCCACCUUCACCGGCCAGAGGAACGUCGGGCGAGACGACGUCCGGGCCAUACGGAGGCUCUACGGCUGCGUGGACAAGAAGCGCGCGUGCGCCGCUUGGGCCGGCUCGGGCUGGUGCGAGCGUCGCCGGCGCUUCAUGAACAAGAACUGCCCGCGCCGCUGCCACCUGUGCUUCGAGCCGCCGGACGCCGCGGCCACGCCGACGCCGCCCCCCAACGUCAAGGUGAAAGUGGUCCCUCGGGGGAAGGUGGUGGGCUUUCGCUGCGGCACCAAGAACCUGUCGUCGCCUCCCGACGUCAGCUGGUACAAAGACGGCGAGCGCAUCGCGGCGUCCGUCCCGGGCCACAUCGCGCUGAAAGGCCGCGACCUCCGAAUCGUGGCCAACGAGUUCAACGAGGGCGUGUACACCUGCCGUCUCCGCCGACGGCGCCGCGGCGACGCCGUGGCCGCCGACUCCUGGAGCAUCCGACUGAGCGACGCCGGAGGAGCGUGA
Nerophis lumbriciformis (worm pipefish) is the source of this 1002-nucleotide messenger RNA. The record is from RefSeq and is a predicted model, not a curated record. Lineage: Eukaryota; Metazoa; Chordata; Actinopteri; Syngnathiformes; Syngnathidae.